AUGCAGACACGAUUACUGGUGCUUUGCCUUGCGGCAGCUGCUGUUUUUAGCUGUGCGAAGGGGGCAGAAAGGAUCGAGUUUGUGUAUCCUGAUGUAUUCAACGAUCCAGAGCGUGAUACCUACUAUUAUGGCACAUUCCCUGAUGGUUUCAUAUGGAGCAGUGCUACUUCCUCGUACCAGAUAGAGGGAGGAUGGGAUGCAGAUGACAAGGGAGUAGGUAUAUGGGAUACCUUCACGCACGAGGGUGGUCAUGUCUUCAAUAAUGACAAUGGUGACAUUGCAUGCGACAGCUACAACAAUUACAAGGAAGAUGCUGCCAUGAUGAAAGCAAUGGGUCUUCCAUACUACCGAUUCUCCAUCUCAUGGCCGCGUCUGAUGCCAGACGGCACCGCCGCUAGCCUCAGUGCCGCUGGUGUACGUUACUACAAUAACCUGAUUGAUGAGCUCAUAGCCAACAACAUCUCACCCAUGGUUACACUGUACCAUUGGGAUCUUCCUCAAGCUCUGCAAGACCACGGUGGAUGGGCAAACGAAACCAUUAUCAACAACUUCAACGACUAUGCCAGGGCUUGUUACGAAAACUUCGGGGACAGGGUUAAGCUGUGGAUCACAUUCAACGAGCCGUGGAUCGUGUCUCUCCUCGGGUACGGCAGCGGGGCGUUCGCCCCGGGCAUCGCUGAGCCAGCCAUGUUGGUGUAUAAGGUAACACAUAACAUUAUCCUAUCGCAUGCACAUGCUUACCACACCUAUCAAGAUGACUACAAAUCCUCACAGAAUGGACAGGUUGGAAUCACCCUCAACAGUGACUUCAUUGAGCCGGCCAACCGCGACCUUCCAGCUGAUAUCAAGGCGGCAGAUGAUGUACUUCAAUUCAACCUCGGUUGGUUUGCACAUCCCAUCUACCUCGACGGAGACUAUCCCGAGGUCAUGAAGUCCAACAUCGCUAGAAAGAGUGCCUACCAGGGAUUCAAUGAGUCACGCCUCCCGGAAUUCACCGCCGAUCAAAAGCUAUUCAUCAAGGGGACUGGGGACUUCUUCGGACUUAAUCACUACACCACGACCCUGGCCACCAACGGUUCAUCGGACGAUCUUCUCCCAUCUCAGGCAAGCUACUGGGCCGAUCAGGACAUCUGGUCUUGGAAGGACUCUAACUGGCCCGGGUCUGGCUCCAGCUGGUUGCAGGUCGUACCGUGGGGACUACGUCGCUUGCUCAAGUGGAUCUCCGAGGAGUAUGGACGCGAAUUGCCUGUCUACGUCACCGAGAAUGGAAUAUCUACCAAAGAUGUCUUCGAUUUGGAUGACACCACCAGAGUCAACUAUUACAAAUCUUACAUCAAUGAAGUGUUGAAGGCACUAAGAUUAAGUAGUUAUGCAAGUGACACACAUGACUUGAACACAAACCAACACAAUCGAGAAAUAGGUACAGCACCACCUGCAAUGGCCGACUUUCAACUCCUCUUAGUUGUCACUGCCUGUCUGGCGUUCUUAGUAACCCGAUGUCUCGCGCAAGAAAGAAUAGAAUUUGUGUAUCCUGAAGUGUUUAAUGACACGGAGAGAGACACGUUCCUGUACGGUACGUUUCCCGAGGACUUCUUGUGGAGCACCGCGACCUCCUCGUACCAGAUUGAAGGAGCCUGGGAUGUUGCAGAUAAAGGGCCCAGCGUGUGGGAUACAUUCACCCAUGAAGGGGGACGCGUUACUAAUGAUGACACUGGAGAUAUAGCGUGCGACAGUUAUAACAAAUACAAAGAUGAUGUUGCACUGAUGAAAGCAAUGGGCUUACAGUUCUAUCGCUUCUCCAUCUCAUGGCCGCGUCUGAUGCCAGACGGCACCGCCGCCAGCCUCAGUGCCGAUGGGUUACGUUACUACAAUAACCUGAUUGAUGAGCUCAUAGCCAACGACAUCUCACCCAUGGUUACACUGUACCAUUGGGAUCUUCCUCAAGCUCUGCAGGACCACGGUGGAUGGGUGAACGAAACCAUCGUCGAUCGUUUCAACGACUAUGCCAGGGUCUGCUUUGAGAACUUUGGCGACAGGGUGCCGUUUUGGAUCACGUUCAACGAGCCGUGGAUAUUCACUCUUCUCGGGUACGGUUCAACCAUGUUUGCACCGGGCAAUAUCGUCGAUCCCGCCGUCAAGGUUUAUACAGUCGCCCGGCACAUUAUCCUGUCCCAUGCACACGCCUAUCACACAUACCAGACGGACUUCAAAGCGGCACAAAACGGUCGAGUUGGGAUCACGUUUAACACGGACUUCAUCGAGCCUGCUGAUCGCUCAAAGCAAAGCGAUCUUGACGCUGCGGACAGAGUUCUUCGAUUUAACCUGGGAUGGUUUGCCAACCCCAUCUUCGUUGAUGGCGACUAUCCAGAGGUCAUGAAGAGUACGAUUGCAACCAAGAGUGCCUACCAAGGGUUCAGAGAGUCACGCCUGCCACCUUUCUCCACAGAGGAGAAAGAGUUCAUCAAGGACACGGCAGAUUUCUUCGGGUUGAACGCGUACACCACCGUGUACGCGACCAACGAGACUGCCGAUGAUUUCUUGCAGUCCCAGGCCAACUACCUGAGCGAUCGAGACGCUCGAACCUUUAGAGAUCCUUCGUGGCCCGGUGCGGGGUCCAACUGGCUCAAAAUAGUCCCCUGGGGGAUCCGCCGUCUGCUGAAGUGGGUAUCAGAUGAAUAUGGCAGUGACAUCCCAAUUUACAUCACCGAGAAUGGAGUGUCAACCCACGAUGUUUAUGAAUUGCAGGAUACAAUCCGCGUUGAUUAUUACAAAGCUUAUAUUAACGAAGUUCUUAAAGCUAUUGACAUGGACAACGUCAACGUGAAGGGAUACACGGCCUGGUCUCUGAUGGACAACUUCGAGUGGGCAUCAGGCUACAGUGAGCGAUUCGGAAUGCACUACGUCAACUUCUCCGACCCGGCAAGGCCUCGAACCCCGAAGGCAUCAGCGCUGUUUUACGCCCAAGUGGUUGCUGAGAACGGCUUCCCCGAGCCCAAAGACGAUGCCAUGACCACAGCUGAUGGGGGCGUUAUCUCCCAUGCUCCCGCUACGGCAGUAGUGUCAUUCACGCUCAGUCUUUUGAGCGGCAUUGUCGCGUUUGUGCUCAAUUACUAA
Messenger RNA from Asterias rubens (European starfish), 3114 nucleotides. Its product is annotated as lactase-phlorizin hydrolase-like. Lineage: Eukaryota; Metazoa; Echinodermata; Asteroidea; Forcipulatida; Asteriidae. The transcript has 5 exons. Gene Ontology annotation, molecular function: hydrolase activity, hydrolyzing O-glycosyl compounds. The coding region runs from base 1 to 3114 and encodes 1037 amino acids. The record is from RefSeq and is a predicted model, not a curated record. Gene Ontology annotation, biological process: carbohydrate metabolic process.